Messenger RNA from Myxocyprinus asiaticus (Chinese sucker), 5500 nucleotides. Its product is annotated as leucine-rich repeat and fibronectin type-III domain-containing protein 4-like. The record is from RefSeq and is a predicted model, not a curated record. Lineage: Eukaryota; Metazoa; Chordata; Actinopteri; Cypriniformes; Catostomidae. The transcript is spliced from 4 exons. Gene Ontology annotation, molecular function: protein binding. The coding region runs from base 1276 to 4191 and encodes 971 amino acids.
UGCUUGCAAGAGAGGAAAAGAAAACAAAAAGAAAAAAAAUAAAUAAAUGCAAAAAGGAGAAAAGCGGAGUCAGUCCAACAAGAAGCAAAUGAGAGAAGUAUGGAUGGGAACUGCUAAAAAUAUCCACCACUACAAAGAUUUUUAUCUCUUGUUCUCUGUAGUUUCUCUUUUUUGUUUCUGUCGUUCUCUGGAUACCUGGAUGGUGGGAUUAAAAAUGACUUAAAUUUCAAUCAGCUGUGGCAAGGGAAAAAGAAAAAAGGAUGAAAAAAGAGGUAUUUGUCCUAUGAAGAGAUUCAGUUGCGCACAGCUGGUAAGAGUGAGGGAGUGUUGAACAGAGAGAGAGAGAGAGAGAGAGAGAGAGAGAGAGAGAGAGAGAGAAAUAAGGAGGGGAGAAGACCAGAGACCGGAAGAGAGAGAAAGAGCGUCUUGUUUUUCUUCUGAGGAAGCAAGGAGUUGGAUUGCCGUUUCUUGCAGGACUAUUCGACUGGUAAUGCUGGAAAAGCAGUCUAGGAGCAUCAACACAUCUUUCAGCCAUCCCUCCCUCCCUUCAUUCCCUCUCUUUCUCUCUGUGUUUGGGAAGAUCUUUUGCUGUAAGGCAUAAAGGUCUUGGAACUAGCAACUCACUGGAAUUCUACAUUGAAAGAAGAAUGGAACAAACAACUGAAAAGAUGAAAAAGUCAUUCAGAGGACCACACAAACAAGGCUCAGACCUGGAAUAAGGAAUAAACAGACAGAAAUAGAGAAUGAGCAAGAGAGAGAUGAGGAGGUGUUGAAGGAGAAACUGAGCACAUGAACACUCAUGGCAUUUGGGUGAAAAUGAGGGUGAAGAGGGUUGAGAGGAAGAGGAAAACUGCAGGAAUUUUGGAAAAUUGAGAGAACACCUGGAUAGAUGCAAAAAGUAGUAGAAUAUGCUGUGAGAAUUGUAUAAUACAUUCAGUGGAAAGGUGACACUACUGAAAGGCCCUAAGGCCAAAAUGUUUCGCAGUAGGCACGCUUUAAAAAAGGAAGACAACACCUUGGUAUUUUCCACAAGCCAAACUGGAGGAGAUACAAGUGAAACUGAGAGUCUGAAUCAAAUAGAAUCCUCAUGUUUCAAGUGUGUAUGUGUAAACGGGAUAAACACGUGAACACACACAGACACACCUCAACUUUGAGAAGGAAUACACACCGGUGUCUGGAUUAACACACAUCAGACAAACACUUGAAAAUGAGCAGCUAAUUGUGACCUAGGAUCCGCACAGACAAGAAAGGUCUGUGGAUCAUUCCCCUAUUACCAUGCAAGACUCCCCACCCCUUCAGCCAUUCAGAAAAUCACACCUGUCCAUCAUUCUAUGCCAUCCUCACAGUAACACACACUCCUCCUCAUUCCCUUCUCACCUGUCCGUUCAUCUCAAAAAGAAUACACUCAAGCCCUCUGACACAUUCAGUCAACAUUCUACUUCACUGUGGCCAAAGUUCACCAGCAGAUACUCACCCCAAGACACAUUCUCAUCAACACUGCCAUUGCCUUUACUGCACUGGCUUACACUAGUCACUUGUGCCUGCUUGCUGCCUGCUCUUAUCGGCCCGAUUCCAGGAGCAGUAGCAGGUGAGACGUGGGGCGUGGUGUCGGCAUGCCCCUUCCACUGCGUGUGCAGGAAUCUCUCUGAGUCUCUAAGUACACUCUGUGCCGACAAAGGCCUCCUUUUUGUACCACCAAACAUAGACCGCAGAACCGUUGAGCUUCGUCUCGCCGACAACUUCAUCCGAGAGGUGGGAGGAGCUGAAUUUGCAAACAUGACGGGACUGGUGGAUUUGACGCUAUCCCGAAACACCAUUAGCCACAUCCGGCCAAUGGCGUUUGCAGAUCUGGAAAGUCUACGCUCGUUGCACCUAGAUGGCAACCGACUGACUGAGCUGGGUCAGCGAGACUUAUUAGGCAUGCUAAACUUGCAGCAUCUCAUUCUCAACAAUAACCAACUCAUUAACAUCUCUUCAGAGGCCUUUGAUGACUUUCUCCUCACGCUAGAGGAUUUGGACUUAUCCUACAACAAUCUGCACAAAGUACCCUGGGAUGCCAUUCAGAACAUGGCAAGCCUGCAUACAUUAAACCUAGAUCACAAUCUCAUUGAUCAUAUUGCUGAGGGUUCGUUUAGCGAGCUCUACAAACUAGCCCGAUUGGACAUGACUUCAAAUCGCUUACAGACUUUACCACCUGAUCCAUUGUUUGCCCGAUCACAGACAGGGGUAAUCAGCCCUACACCCUACAAUGCAGUGAUCAACUUGAAUUUUGGGGGUAACCCAUUGCACUGUAAUUGUGAAUUGCUUUGGUUGAGAAGACUAAUACGCAGUGAUGAUAUGGAAACUUGCGCUACACCUAUUAAUUUAGCGGGACGUUACUUCUGGUCUAUUCCUGAGGAGGAAUUUGCCUGUGAGCCUCCACUUAUAACCCGACAUACACACAAACUCUGGGUGUUAGAGGGCCAAAGAGCAAUGCUCAAAUGUCGUGCAAUUGGUGAUCCAGAGCCAAUGGUGCAUUGGGUCUCACCGGAUGACCGCAUCAUUGGCAACUCCAGUCGCACCACAUCUUUCCGAAAUGGCACUCUUGAUGUGCUUGUAACUGUUGCCCGUGAUGAUGGUACCUACACUUGCAUUGCAAUCAAUGCUGCAGGCGAGGCCACUGCCCUAGUUGAUCUGAAAGUUAUCCCUCUCCCACACCGUGGAAAUGGAACAAUAUUGUUAACUCGUGACCCGGGAUCAUCAGACAUAACCAGAGGGAAGUCCUCCAGUGGGCAAAGCCCUGGUCCAGACAUUAACACUGACCCCCAGGAGGGACAGGAAGAGGGUCAAAUGGAGGUUGAGGAUGGGGACAGCGAAGGGGCUGAGGAGCAAAUGGUGGGAGUCCAGGGAGUGACAUCCACUUCAGCGCAAGUGCGAUGGGAUACGGGUCGUUUGACAGGAGUCAACCUUGUGUGGAUGUAUCAAAUACAGUAUAACUGCACUGUGGAUGAGACUCUAGCUUACAGGAUUCUGCCCCCCACUAGUGACAGCUUCCUACUGAAAAACCUGGUCUCUGGAAUAGAGUACAAUUUGUGCGUGCUAGCCAUUUUUGAUGACACAGUUACUUCUAUGGCUGCCACAAAGGUCCUUGGUUGCAUGCAGUUUAGCACCAAGGAAAAUUACCCUGACUGUCGUUCACUACAAGCCCACUACCUGGGCGGGACUUUAACCAUUCUGGUUGGUGGAGUUGUUGUUGUAACGCUGCUGGUGUUUACUGUGGCACUGAUGGUGCGCCACAGUGUGUGCAGUAACCAUGACAAUCUUCAUGAAGUAGGAGAUGAGGCAGGAUGCUCAGGAUCAGACUCCCCGGCUCUUGCUGCUAAGGGAGCUGAUGUCUUCUCUCAGAGCAAUGGGAAUGGGAAUGUGAUGAUGGUGGUGCUGCCCAAUGGGCUUGUUCAAAAACAGAAAGUAUCAGAGGGAGGGUUGGGGUCAGUACCUAAACCAACUUCGAAAGUUAAACCAAAAACCCUUCCAAAGCCCAAAGUGAAUCUGGAGCAAUUCAGGGCGGGAAUUGAAGGUGAGAAAGAGAAAAUGUCUUUGUAUUACACCCCCAGUAAUCAUUCCCCCUCUACAUUGCCACGUCUGUCAAGCCAGUCAGGAGCAACACAAAUCAAACUCCGUACUACCAACAGGGACACAGGUAAACGGGCCAGCUUAAGUUGGGCCCCACCCCCCACAUACAGCGCACAACUCAGUAACAGGCGGUUCAGCACAGGGGGGGGCAUUGUGGUCCGUCGGGGAGGGAAAGACAGCCAAUGGAAUUCCUCACUUGUCUAUCAGAGCCCUGUUUUACCAGGCAACAGUUCUGCUCACAGUGCUCUGCGCUAUAAGAGAAGUUCAUCAUUUGAUAUGGGUGAAAUCGCCACAACAGCCUGCUAUAGUUACGCCAAGAGACUUAACGUAAUCUGGACCAAACGGAGCCAGUCAUUACAUGGCAUGCUUGUCCAGUGCAGCUCAGAAACAAGCACCUCAACGACCAGCAGUGGCAGUGAAGAUUUCCAGGUGCGACAUUCGCAUGGAUACAUCCGUGCCUACAACACCACCAAUUCAAAUUUCAACCCUCCAACAGCAGAGAUUGCAAGGAACCAGCGGUUGAAGGAUAUAGAAAAGGACAAAGACAAAGGAGAAGAACUGGAGGAGAGUGUGGUGUAGGGACAGAGAGGAUUGGUGAGACUCACAAGUAGAUAAAUGGCAUGAGAGGUUGUAAGGAACUCAAGAUGGACAUAAACAGGAUCCAAGAGAGGAGUUUGAAGGUGAGAUGGAAAGUUUGUAGGUAAAGCUUAGAGAGGUGUUGAAAAUGUUGAAGAUCCCAUAAAAUGUUAAUUGGAUCAAUCGAGAGAAAGAGAUAGAAAACAGAGAUGAAGUCAAGAAGAAAACUUUUUUUUUAUUUUUAUUUUUAAAUGCUGAGAGUCAUUCUGAACAACAACUAGGCUAUAGACCUAAAGACAAGCAGCAAUUGCUAACUCACAUGAGGUUGGGGAAAAUGUGGUGUCAUUUAAGCACUGAUCAAUAAGCUUGCAUGUGAAUUACACGGACAGAGUCACGGCAAGCGGACAUGCCGAGUCAUGCAAAAUUGAUCGGAUGAGAUUAAUUGAUAAUGGCAGCAAUGGUAUAACAGCAAAUGUGAAAUGUACAGGAUGCAGACCACAAGAUAGGGAUGUGGAAAUGUUUAAAUGGAACAGUGAAAAUGUGAUUUGGGACACAUUUAGAACUUUAAUGGGCAUUGGCAGUGGUAUAUCAUUGUUUUUGUGUGUGUGUGUGUGUGUGUGAGAGAGAGAGAGUGUAUGUGUGUGAGUGUGUAAGUGUUUGUGUGAAGGGGAGUGAGUGGAUUAAUGCACAAAGAAAUAAUCAAAAGUCAUUUUAUGACAUCACUGGAUCAACUUGUCCCUGUGACCACCAUCAUCCAAUAGGGUAAUGUGUUCUGUGAAACUGAGAGACAAUGUUAAUGCAGGGUCACUGGACUACUAUAGAAGAAAAAAAGAAAAAAUAUAAUUCCAAGUUAAUAGAAUCAAUCAAUAAAUUCUGUUUUAAAACAUCUUUUGAAUGGCGAAAUGGAUGAAAUGGACAACAAUAAGUGAAAGUGUUCAACAAUUUAGUUUCCUUUUUGUUUUUCAUGAAUAAUACUAGCGCUGAAAAAAGAUGUUUAAUUUUUGUUUGAGUAAAUUCAAUGUCAAUGUUAACAAGUGUUAAGAUGAUUUUCUAUUACUGAUUAUGGAAAUGGAGAUUAAAAUAAGGGAACCAGUAAUAUUCUUGAUGAUACCUGUUGAUCUUCUUUUUUCAAAGUGUAACUUAAUGUCCUAAAAAAUAAAACAGUAAAACAACAAAAAAGUUAAACAAAAAAAUAAAAAUCAGAAGCACUGUUAAGCAUUAAAGUCAGUCUAAUCUUAUACAAAUUACGUGACUGUGUCAACAUUUUUGCAAAAUGAUUUUUUACAUGGUUCAUUAAAUUUUUUCUGCACUA